Caenorhabditis remanei is the source of this 849-nucleotide messenger RNA. RefSeq lists its product as uncharacterized. Gene Ontology annotation, biological process: regulation of DNA-templated transcription. Gene Ontology annotation, molecular function: zinc ion binding; DNA-binding transcription factor activity; sequence-specific DNA binding. The transcript has 5 exons. NCBI's taxonomy places the organism in Eukaryota, Metazoa, Nematoda, Chromadorea, Rhabditida, Rhabditidae. Bases 1 to 849 code for a protein of 282 amino acids. The record is from RefSeq and is a predicted model, not a curated record.
AUGUCGUUAUCACCGUCGACUACCGUAUCCACCCCCUCCUCUACACCUUCUGAAGUCUGCGCGGUUUGCAGUGACACGGUACAUUCACAUCAGUUUGGUGUACCUGCAUGCCUUGGAUGUAUUGUAUUUUUUCGAAGGACUGUCAUUAAUAAAGUUCAGUACAAAUGUUGGAAACAGGGAAGGUGCUUGAUUACUUUUGCAUCAAGAUGCUCCUGCAGAGCUUGCCGAUUGAGAAAAUGUUUUCACGUUGGAAUGAAACCCGCAGCUAUUCAGCAACGUGAUCGACUUGGUCCCAGAAACCCCAAAGUGAUAUUUUAUGAACAAAUGAUUCAUUAUAAAGAUGUUCCAACUUCGUCGUCGCUUUUCACACCACUCGUCCAUCUCCAACGGGUUCAACGUGCACUUCACGUGAACUACAGUAACCACCCAAUCAGAAACCGCAACCAGCCAAACGCCCACAGGAAACCGGCUAGUCGUGGUGACAUCAAUUGUUCCUUGAAGUUAGCUUUCAAAAAUGCAGACGAGUGGGGGAAUCACUUCGAGACAUAUCGAAAGUUGAGUCGAGAGGAGAAGAACUCGGUGUUAUCGGAAUAUGGAAUAGCGUUCCUUUUGAUUGAUCAGGCAUUUCAAACUUCUCGAUUCAAAAAGGAUAAUGUUUGGAUAUUGCAAAAUGGAAAAAUUUUGAAUUCCGAUAAAUUUCAAGAAGAUGAAGAGCAGAGUAGCAAAGCGGAAACUAAUUCUGCUUUCAUCGAGGAAUUGAUUGAAUGCCUGGGCAAUCCAUUCAGAAAUCUGGAAAUCGAUGAUUUUGAGUGUGCAAGUCUGAAAACAAUGCUUCUCCUAACUCGUUGA